AUGGCAGCAUACCAGCUCCGGGUUGCGCCUCUCCACCCCACUUCCCUCUUCCUCCUCGCCGCCUUCCAAUUCCUCUGCGAGGGGUUCGUUGGGGAACCCGAUGAGUUCAUCUACGCGCCCACCGAGCUACCGGUGAGCGACGACAGUGGGCGGGACCGCUACGGCCGCGACGCAGAGCUCCUCCCCAUCGUCGAGAGGGUCAAGGCCCUGCAACUAGCGGGGCUCGCUGAUCUUGACGUGGCGCGCACCUACAUCAGCUGGCGCAUCACGCCGCUGCAGCUGCGGUAUCGCCCCGCGUGGAUGUACAUAGGGCCAGGGGAGAACACGCGCCUCCAGAGCGCGGGCUCGAUCCCGGAUGCGAUCCGGGCGUGGGUGAAGGGGAUCACCGGCGAGGAUGCCCAAUUCACGGAUCUGCUCCGGGGGCUCCAUCCCUCCACGUCGGCGUCGCGGGGCUGCACAACAUCGGACAGCACCCCGGCUGGAGCCGGCAAGAGGGGGAGGACGGACACUGCACCCGCCGCGCCAAGCAAGAAGCCGCGCACCCGGGCUACUGCCAGUGCCAGUCAGGCUCGCACGGAAGCCAGCGGCGCCGCCACCACGGCUGCCGCCGACCUGAUUCCAGUGGAGGAGGAGCCCGCAGCAGGACCAAUUGCGCCCACAACGAGGGCGGGCGACGCGGCGAUCGACCUCACCUCUGACGUCGAGAACGCAGGGUUGAGGGACAAGCCAGAGGUGGUUCCCGUGCCAAGCCCCGCCGCCCCAGACACAACGGUGGCGGCGCCCACCGUCGCUACUGGAGCGGGGCCCGACAGCGCGUCCCCGGCCUCGCAGGCCGGAGACACGGAUCCCGUGGCUGCUCCACAGGAGGCGACUCCUGCCAGGAGCGCGGUUCCUCCACCAGACCUGCAACCUUCGGACGCAGGGGUGGAGAAGGAAGUGGCAGGGGAGUGGCAGGCGGCCCCCCGGCAACGGGACGAUGCUCCUCCCGGCCAAACCGUUGCGGCAGGAGUUUCGUCGUCGUCCGCCGCUACCUCCAGCCCAGACCUCAGCAUUCUUGCCGGGGCGACUCUGGACCCAAUCACAUGGGACCCGAGCAUCUACGACCAGGGGCACCAAUUCCUCGACUCCAUCAAGGAGCAGCAACUGGCCAAGGACGAGGCCGCAACACCAGUCGUCCCCGAGGCAGAGCUCCAUCGGCAACUGGAGGACCAGCGCGCCGAACACCAGCAAGCACUGGACUCACUGGCCACGGCAUGGGAGAAGGCCAACAAGGAGCACGAGGAGGUGCUUGCUACUACCCAAGCUCGCCUCAACGAGAAGAGCGAGCUGGUCAGUAGCUACUCCACCCAGCUCCAGGCGCUGUGCACGAAGCUGGAGGAGCAGGCCAAGGCUACGGAGGAUGGCGCAGCGGCGUCGGCGCGGCGAGAGAAGGAGCUCAAUUCCACCAAGGAACGGAGCACCCAUCUCGAGUCGGAAUUGUCCACCGCCCAGGGCGAGCUCAUCAAGAUGGGCGAGGACAAUGUGGCCAAGGCCAAGGAGAUCGCGCGGCUCGCGGAGCUCGUCCGCAAGGCCAAGUACGCGGUGGCGCUGGCAUGCGGCAACCACGACAAGCUGGCGGAGCAGCGGCGGAGGGAGACCGAGAGGCUGCGCGAGAUCGCCCAGGCCGUGCGUGAGUUGCUGCCAAGGUUCGAGCUGCUGGCCGUGAAGGUGGACGGCACGGAUAUCAGCACCCUCAUCCCGUUCUACUCCAACAUGUUCUGCGCUUGGAACGCCUGCUGGAGGGGCGCGGCAAGGAUGCUGUGGCGGUGCACCCAUUGGCGCUGA
Molecule: messenger RNA, 1824 nt
Organism: Brachypodium distachyon (stiff brome)
Lineage: Eukaryota; Viridiplantae; Streptophyta; Magnoliopsida; Poales; Poaceae
Product: nuclear pore complex protein NUP62-like
Exons: 6
Coding region: 1-1824 (607 amino acids)
Source: RefSeq, a predicted model, not a curated record